Tachysurus fulvidraco (yellow catfish) is the source of this 1711-nucleotide messenger RNA. RefSeq names its product GTPase IMAP family member 9-like. The record is from RefSeq and is a predicted model, not a curated record. Lineage: Eukaryota; Metazoa; Chordata; Actinopteri; Siluriformes; Bagridae. The coding region runs from base 203 to 1234 and encodes 343 amino acids. The transcript is spliced from 5 exons. Gene Ontology annotation, molecular function: GTP binding.
AUUGACGGGAGUAAACUCCGUGUACAGUCUUCGGUCAGAAAAAUAACUAUUGUAAGGCGAACACAGCAAUUUGGAUUAAAAGGCUUAGAUACUUCUUGGACCCUUGGGGAUUUAUUAAAAAAUAUUGAAAACUAUGAAGCAAGGUGAAUCAGAUGAAUCAGAGUAACACAUGAGGAAAUCUGCCCCUGCCGGGAUGGUGUAGAUGUAUGCUUUGCAGAAUGAGCUUACAGAAAAAAAGCCUUCACAGAACACAGAACAGAAGAAAACGUCCUGGAUGCCUUCUUCAAAACUAUUUGUAUGUUUGGGAUGUUUGCUUAUUGUAUUUCUUGGGAUUCAGAUACAACAGAACAAGGCUUCAAGUGAAGAAGUUCAAGAAUCCAGUGACGAGCUUCGAAUCCUGAUGAUCGGAAAGACAGGUGUGGGCAAAAGUGCAACAGGAAACACCAUCAUUGGAAGAAAGGCUUUUAAAUCUGAUAUGUCUUCUUCAUCUGUAACCACACAGUGUGAGAAAGAAAAUGGACAUGUCCAUGGCAGAAAAGUGUCUGUUAUUGACUCUCCAGGGCUGUUUGACACUCAGUUAUCUGUAGAUGAGGUGGUCGGUCGGAUUAAGCUGUGCAUUCCCUUCUCUGCUCCAGGACCUCAUGUCUUUUUAGUUGUGAUUCAAAUAAGUAGAUUUACAGAAGAAGAAGAAAAAACAGUUCAGCUAUUUCAAGAAAUCUUUGGAGAAAAGUCCUCCAAGUACACUAUGGCUCUCUUUACUCAUGGAGAUCAACUAAAGGGGAAAAAUAUUCAUCAGUUUGUUCGAAACAAUACAAAGCUUUUGAAUUUUAUCAAGAAAUGCAAUGGAGGAUACCAUGUGUUUAAUAAUGAAGACCAGAAUCCAGAACAAGUCAUCCAGCUUCUGGACCAGAUUGAUAUGAUGGUCACUGUAAAUGGUGGAGACCAUUACACUACAGAGAUGCUUCAGGAAGCAGAGAGAGCGAUAGAAGCAGAGAAACAGCGGAUCCUCAAAGAAAAUGAAGCACAAAGAAAGAAAGAGAUAGAAGAGCUAAAGAAGAAGUUUGAAGGGGAGGCACUGAAGAAAGCAAUAGAGCAACUAUUUCGGGAACAUAUUAGAGCAGCAAGAAUGAGAGGGUUUCUCGACAAAAAUUUGUUAGCGGCGGUGGCGGCGGCGGGGGGGGAAAGCGGCGGCUGGGCGGGGCUAGGGGCGGGACAAGGCUUCUUUGUGAGAUAGACCACAGACAUUUAACAAUUAUUUUACUACAUUUAACAAUUAUUCAUUUAACACUAAAUAUAAAAUUUAAACAACAUAUAAUAAAUAAGAAAGUGCAAAACAACAUUCAAAAUUUUGUGUACACGCGUUUUAUCAACUGGUUAUCCUCCAGACAGUGACGGACCACGUCUUUCUCUCAUUUCGGCCGUGUGGCGCGCGUGCCCGCUCGCAUUGUGAAGCGCGUCCGCGCUAUUCUCCGAGAUGCACUUGACGGCCUUUUGUCAGCGGAAUUUUUUUAUGUUUGGACGACCUAGUUAAGGCGGUAGGGCUUCCGAGCUUAGGCAGGCCGCCCGAACUGCAAAGUGCUGCGGGAAACCUUGGAUUAUAAAUUUAACAACAUGUAAGAUCAGAAUUUCUAUUAACGUAAUAAUUUACUCCUAAUUUUAAAUAUUGUUCAAAUGUGUCAAAUAUUGUUUUUAAAUAAAAUAAUAGAAAACA